AUGAUUCAUCCCGGCCAGGCAGCACACAUAUUCACCUGCAAGGAAACUAAAAUGAGUAAACGAACAACCCAGUCCAGUAUGCCAAUUGGUCGACCACGUCUGCCAGGCACCGAGUUCGAGAGGGCUCAAGCACGUCGAGAAAAGGUCCGCGCAAAUGUUCAGGCCUUUCGAAAGAGACAGAAAGAAAAAAGAGUAUUGAAUCAGGCCGAGGACGGUGACGAGGAAAAUCUGGUCCUCCAGGUCCCUGACGACAAUGCUCAAGAUAGUGACCCCUUCCUCAGUUGCACCGACGAGUCUCCUGGGAGUACUUCUUCGACUCCAAACCCACCUAUAUAUCAGAAUCUUCCGGCCCCAAAGGACCAGAAUCGAGAAUCGUGGUUAUGGGCAAUCCCCUUUGAAAUGGGGGUUAACCUUGGCGACUCCUUCACCACAAGUACGUUGGCUGCGGCUCUCCAGUAUGAUUCCCUGGUGGCAGACAGUCCUUCAGCAAUCUUUGGCUCGGGCACCGAUAGCAAGAUCACUAUCAAGUGCGCAACGUGGACGGCGUCGACGUCGCUGGAGGGACAAAGUCAAGAGGCGGGGGUUUUGAUUGAGGCAGCCUUAGGUGCUGCUCUUGCCAUUGCUGGCCGGGAUGGAGAUAAUCAAGCCACGCCACUUUAUGCCACACAUGUGCAGAACAGAGCAUUGCGGCGGCUUCGAUGUUGCCUGCGUCAAUAUGAACAAGGGGAGUCGAGCGUCGAUGCAGUAUUACUGUCCUUAACUGCCCUUACCUGUGCCAUGUCCGAGCUGGCGGCAAACCGAUCCUGGGACAAUUUCAACCGUCAUCUUCUUGGGAUUGGUGCACUGAUCUCGCACAGCGGUCUCGCUAUGCUCAAGUCACCAGCGGGAUUGGAGAACUUCCAUGGCUACCGUGCUCUCCAAAUCCCCUUUCUCUUCAUGAAUCGUCACACUACCUUUCUCUCGAGCUCUGAAUGGAUGAGAUUCCCAUCCAGAGUGGCUAAAAGCACUACACGCGACCCUCUACAAUCAUUAGUCGACAUCGCAUUGGGCAUCUUACCGGACAUUGUCAAGCAAGACGUAGCCACGAAGCGCAAUUUGCCUCUUCUCUCAGAGAGGUUGCAACGAGCGAUGGAAGUGAUGGCAGAGUUGGACUCCUGGGAGAGGCGUCUCCGGAAACGACAUCAAACUGCGCUGUAUGUUGAAAGGCCAGCCAUCUGGAAAGGGUUGCAUGACCUUACAUUUGAGUUCGUGGUGCCAUCUUCGGCAAUUGCUUUUGCCAUGUACACAGCCCUCCGGAUCCACGUUGCGAGCUUCAUGGCAAACGUGUCUGAGGAGAUUCAUUCGCUCAAGCACGAAGCUUGGGUGGAUCCGAAUAUGGCAGUGCAGCAGGCCCUAUACUGGUCUCAUAUUGCCUGUCAGUGCAUCGAGUCCUUCCACGUCACUGCUGCCGAUUUUGGAGGUCGAGUUGUGAGCUUGUGGCCACUGGAGACAGCCUGGGAACUAUUCUCUCGACUGGGGACGGAAAAGUCAAUGGAUAUGUCCAAGGAGACUGCAUGGUGUCGAUCAGUUGCCGAGAGACUUGCUCUCCGUGGCAUUCCGCCAUAUCGAUGGAGAUAA
Exophiala mesophila is the source of this 1617-nucleotide messenger RNA. RefSeq lists its product as uncharacterized. Bases 1 to 1617 code for a protein of 538 amino acids. The transcript has a single exon. Lineage: Eukaryota; Fungi; Ascomycota; Eurotiomycetes; Chaetothyriales; Herpotrichiellaceae. The record is from RefSeq and is a predicted model, not a curated record.